Messenger RNA from Beta vulgaris subsp. vulgaris (sugar beet), 1023 nucleotides. RefSeq names its product cytosolic sulfotransferase 17-like. The record is from RefSeq and is a predicted model, not a curated record. The transcript has a single exon. Gene Ontology annotation, cellular component: cytoplasm. Gene Ontology annotation, molecular function: sulfotransferase activity. Lineage: Eukaryota; Viridiplantae; Streptophyta; Magnoliopsida; Caryophyllales; Amaranthaceae. Gene Ontology annotation, biological process: sulfation. Bases 1 to 1023 code for a protein of 340 amino acids.
AUGGAAGGAGAAAAUGUUGAAGUUUUGGAGUAUGAUAAAGCAUAUGAGAAGUAUAUGAAUAUAAUUCCAACUUUAGAGAAAAAUAAAGGAUGGAUCACUGAGCACUUAGUUAAAUACCAAGGAAUUUGGCUAACACCAAAGGGUGGUCUCAAAGGAGUCAUAAUGUCUCAACAAUUGUUUAAGUCUAAACCUAAUGACAUUUUUCUAGCCACUUUUCCUAAAUCCGGCACCACUUGGUUCAAGGCUAUCAUUUUCUCUAUUAUAAAUAGAAAACUUUUCUCACCAAAUGAACACCCUUUGCUAAAUUCUAGCCCUCAUGAAUGUGUCCCAUUCUUAGAACUACUUUACUCCAAUAAAGAAAACCUUAACUCGACUCUUGAACAUCUUCAAUCUCCUCGUAUCUUUGCAACUCAUUCUCCAUACCCUUUGUUUUCUCAACUCCUAGGAAGUAAUCUUACUACUUCUCCUACAGUUAAAAUCGUGUACGUUGCUCGAAACCCUAAAGACGUACUUAUUUCAACAUGGGAAUUCACGAAAAAGUUAAGGCACGAAGCUAAUUUGCCCCUGAUUUCACUACAAGAAGCCUAUGAUAUGUUUUGUCAAGGAUUGAUCCAUUUUGGAUCAUAUUGGGACCAUGUUUUGGGAUACUAUAAAGCAAGCUUGAUGUACCCCAAAAAUGUAUUAUUUCUAAGUUAUGAAACCAUGAAGGAUGAUCCAUCAUUUUGGGUAAGAAAAUUGGCUGAUUUCCUAGAUCAAGGUUUUACAAAAGAGGAAGAGGGUGAAGGAUUAGUGAAAAAAAUACUUGAUUUAUGUAGUUUUGAGAGUUUGAGCAAAGUAGGGGCCAAUAAGAGUGGAAUUCAGAGAUUCACUAGUCAUGUUAUGGUACCAAGUAGCUAUUUUUUCAGGAAAGGAGUGGUAGGCGAUUGGAGAAAGUACUUAACAAUGGAGAUGGCUCAACAUUUAGAUGAGAUUACCAAAUGCAAGUUUGAAAGUUCAGGAUUGAGUUGUUUUAGAUCAUCUUAA